Dromaius novaehollandiae (emu) is the source of this 2375-nucleotide messenger RNA. It is a transcript of the gene SIX2, whose product is annotated as SIX homeobox 2. The record is from RefSeq and is a predicted model, not a curated record. Gene Ontology annotation, molecular function: DNA-binding transcription factor activity, RNA polymerase II-specific; RNA polymerase II cis-regulatory region sequence-specific DNA binding. Lineage: Eukaryota; Metazoa; Chordata; Aves; Casuariiformes; Dromaiidae. Bases 643 to 1506 code for a protein of 287 amino acids. The transcript is spliced from 2 exons. Gene Ontology annotation, biological process: regulation of transcription by RNA polymerase II. Gene Ontology annotation, cellular component: nucleus; transcription regulator complex.
AAAAAAAAAGGAGAGAGAGAGAAAGAAAGGGGGGAAAAACUCAGAGAGGGAGAGGAGAGCGGGAGCAGGACUUUACCACUAUAUUAUGUUGGAUCUUUCGGCGGAGGGGGGUGGGGGGGAAGCAGGGAGAUCCCAAACCGGCGGCCGAGGGGGGUGGGGGUGGGAGAGCCGCGGCCGCUGCGAGCGCUGCAGAUAGGAGACAAAAGAGGCACAAAGUUACUCUCGCAACUCGGACUUACAAAAAGGAGGCGGACGGGGGGAAAAAAAACUUUCCACGCUCCGGCUUUCGAUCCUUUUUUUUUCUCCGCUCUUUCGUUUCGGGUUUUUGUUCUUUUCCCUGGGCUUUUCCUUUUUUCCCUCGCCCCCGGCUACGCCACCCGCGGCCGCUGCCCGGCCGGGCGCCGCCGAUGGCCGCGGCCCCCCGCGCCCGGCCGUGACGCUCGCUCGCCGCGGGCCGGGGCCGCAGGGCGCCGCCGCUGCCGCCGCCCCAGGGCCGGAGCCGGGGCCGGGGCCGGGGCCGGGGCCGGGGCCGGGGCCGGCCCCACAUGCCGGGCGCUGCCCGCCGCCCCGCGCCGCUCCCCUCUAUGCGGCCGCCCGCGGCGCCGCAGCGGCUCUAGGGUGCGCGGCGGAGCAGGGCUCACCAUGUCGAUGCUCCCGACUUUUGGCUUCACCCAAGAGCAAGUGGCCUGCGUCUGCGAGGUGCUCCAGCAAGGCGGCAAUAUCGAGCGGCUGGGGCGGUUCCUCUGGUCCCUCCCUGCGUGCGAGCACCUCCACAAAAACGAGAGCGUCCUCAAGGCCAAGGCCGUGGUGGCUUUCCACCGGGGCAACUUCCGCGAGCUCUACAAGAUCCUGGAGAGCCACCAGUUCUCGGCGCACAACCACCCCAAGCUGCAGCAGCUCUGGCUCAAGGCGCACUACAUCGAGGCGGAGAAGCUGCGGGGGCGACCCCUAGGGGCGGUGGGCAAGUACCGGGUGCGCCGCAAGUUCCCGCUGCCCCGCUCCAUCUGGGACGGCGAGGAGACCAGCUACUGCUUCAAGGAGAAGAGCCGCAGCGUCCUCCGCGAGUGGUACGCGCACAACCCCUACCCGUCCCCCCGCGAGAAGCGCGAGCUGGCCGAGGCCACCGGCCUCACCACCACCCAGGUCAGCAACUGGUUCAAGAACCGCCGCCAGCGGGACCGAGCCGCCGAGGCCAAGGAAAGGGAAAACAACGAGAAUUCCAGCUCCAACAGCCACAACCCGCUCUCGGCGUCUAUGAACGGGAAUAAGACAGUUUUGGGGAGCUCGGAGGACGAGAAGACGCCGUCAGGGACCCCGGAUCACCCCUCCUCCAGCCCCGCGCUGCUGCUCGGCACCAACCCCGGCCUGCAGCCCCUGCACGGCCUGGGCCACCCCCCGGGCCCCAGCGCCAUCCCCGUGCCCAGCGCCGACCCCAUGCACCACCACAGCUUGCAGGACUCCAUCCUCAACCCCAUGUCAUCCAACCUGGUCGAUCUGGGCUCCUAAAGGCGCCUGCACGCUCCCUCCCUCGCACCAGCCCUCCCUUCGCUCGCUCUUUCUGUCUCUCUCUCUCUUUUUUCCCCCCGUGAUGUCACCAGAGACUUUGUCAGCGCUGGCAGACCCCCGGCGGCCGCGGCGUGCCCUCCGGCAGGCUGUAGUUUGGCGGGUGCCGGGCUCGACCGUGCGCAGCGAUGCUGUGACAGAGCCGUAAGGGCUGUUCACAGCCGGUGUCAGGCGGGCGUGGGCUGUGGGCCAGGACCCGCGAGUGUAGCGGCGGGCUCUACCGCGGUUCCGUGCAGCAGCUCUUUCCAGCCUUAACUUCACGCAUUUCUCGGUGUUUUUAUUCGGUCGGUGUGUGAAGAGGCACACUGUAUUUUUUUUCCGGGGUGGGGAGAAAAGGGGAGCGCAAGGCCGCUGUUCACCCGCCUGUUUGGGAGUCAGGCGUCGCUCCCGGUACCCCGUUGUAGCUAUGUAUCCGUGGCAGGUGUGCGAUGUGCGAGUUCAACUAAAUACAAAAGUUGUAGUCAAGUUAUAGCAGCAACACGCGCUCUAGGCAGACUCUGUAACCUCCUUUAGCUGAUGCUACGCAGAGAGACGGCUUCUUCGGCCUCGUCCAUGUGGUGCUUUCGCCAUUUGCUGGGUGGGAAAGGAAAUGAUGGCCGGAGCGGAAGGCGACGGCAGCUUCUCCCGCCGGCGUGCAACGCGGGCAGGAGUGGGCUUAAAAAAAAUAAGGAAUUGCUGCUCGACUUUAGACCUAACCGACAGUAUCAACCGCAAAUCACUCGACCUUAGUUUUGUUUAUUGUUUAUAUUAUGUGAAUACAUUCUUUGGAAAAUAUUUCUGCUUUUAUUUUAUAAUAAAAUUUAGAAAUCUAA